ACGUCGCUUUUUUGUUAUGUAACCUUUGCAAAGUUAAAUAUUAGUUAUUCGUUGAAUUAUUCUACUAUAUUACCUAAUACCUGGUGAUUUGUGUUAAGUUUGAUUGAACUAAGUGACCGUUUUGAAGACAAAGAAAAUGGAACCGCAAAUCUUCAUCAAUUCCACCUCACCGGAAGUGACGGGUUUCCGGUGCGGUGAAUGUGGAGGUUUUUUUCGGCGUCAGCAUUUGCUUCGUUUGCACGAGCAGAAAAGUCACGGGGCAAACAAAUCGUCGCAGCCGCCGGUGAAAUCAAUCACGAUCAACAAAACUGAGCAUUUGGCGCCUGGCUUUUUGAUUCCGGCAUUCCACACGAACGCCUUACAAGUGGCUCGUUCCAGGCAGGAGAUUCCUUUCGCGGUACUGUACAAGAGCAACGAAAUUCCGCUGAUUGUGCGCGUCAUCGAGAAAGGCGCCUCAACGCUUCUGAAGGCAGCUGAAAAGGCAGACUUUUUGGAGGCUCAGCAACGCACCGGAAGGGGAAAAAGUAGCUACGUAAUUGCCGUGGUGGCCAUCAUACACGAGCGGGUUAGCGAAAAUGGAACCACGGUUUUUAUGAUUUCGGGUCCCAUUCCCGGCGAUCAGCAGAAGCAGCAGCAACAGGGUUCAACGCCGAAAGCUACGGGGGAGUUUGAGAAUCGAAUGCUGAUGGACGCAGGCAACGAAAACCUGCACAAAACACUUGCUCAACUCAAUGCACCGGAAGUGGAAUUCCUGGAUGGGAAAAGAUUCCCGAAUAAGGAGACGGAAUUGCCAAAAGCUUCGCGACCCCAUCAAGCGCCAGGACCAAGGCCAUCGACAUCCGGUAUCAACACGCUUAAGCGCAAGUCAAAGGAUCCCGCUCGAUCGGCCCUGCCACCAAAACGUGCCCCUUUGGUUCAACAGCCCAAAGUGAUUGCCGUCGUAGACGAAGCCAUUUGGUACGGACCACAACAGAAAACCAACACCCAAAUCCUGCCGGCAAUCGGCAAGAGCAGCCAACAGCGAAGCGUCAAAGAGAGAAACUUUCAAAACAUCGCUACAACCGGACCGCUGCUGUCUCCGGUUAAGAGUGACCCCCCAAUCGCUGCUGCUAAACCGCCGGUCUCGGUCGUGAAGGAAGAGGAUCCCUUCGCCAGUUUGGAUCUAAUGGAGCUAUUUCCGCUAGAAGGCGGAGGUGGACAGAUUCCCGAACCGGUGUUCUUUGAUGACAGCAUUAUCGAAUUCAUUGGACCAGAGGAGGAUAAUAUUUUAGAGAUAAUGUGAAUAUUUUCGAGACUUACCUUUUAUUAACAUAGCCAACCUGUUUCCGUUUCGAUGUUACACACAAACUUUGAACAGCCCUUCCCCAAAUUAAUUUCUCAUAUUUCCAAUCAACACUUUCCGUAUUUCUUCUGCUCUGCCAAUAAAGAAAAAUCUA
Molecule: messenger RNA, 1436 nt
Organism: Uranotaenia lowii
Lineage: Eukaryota; Metazoa; Arthropoda; Insecta; Diptera; Culicidae
Exons: 2
Coding region: 137-1282 (381 amino acids)
Source: RefSeq, a predicted model, not a curated record